AUGGAAACCGUCAAACUUGGCCCUUUCACUGUACCUCGCCUCUUCGUUGGCUUGUGGCAAUUAUCUAGCAAUGCAUGGGGAACGGCACCAGUCAGCAAGAUUCGCUCCGAGAUGAAGCGACAUUUUGACGAAGGCUUCAUUGCAUUUGCUGACCACUAUGGCAGCGCCGAACUUCUAUUUGGUGAAUUCAGGCAAAGCUUGGCCGAUCCCACGAGCGUAGUCGGAGCCACAAAAUGGUGCGUGUUCAGGCAAACGACUCCCACCCGGGCGGUCGUAGAGGCGGCGAUCAAUGAACGUCUCGUCCGGAUGAAAUGUCAAUCAGUCGAUAUCCUCCAGUUUCACUGGCAAGAUUAUUCCGACAAAGGUUACCUUGAGGCACUUACUCACCUUCAGGCCCUUCAGAGGGAGGGAAUGAUCAAGGCCAUUGGACUGUGUAACUUUGACGCUAUCAGGACAGACGAGAUAUGCACACAGCUGGGCCCAGGAGCCAUCAUUUCAAACCAGGUACAGUUCUCGUUGAUCGACACGCGACCUUUGCACGGCAUGGACCAUGUGUGCGAGAAGCAUGGAAUCAAGCUCCUCACCUACGGAACUCUGUGUGGCGGGUUUCUCGCAGAUGAAUGGCUCGGAAAGCCGGAGCCCGAAGCAUAUCAAGGAUCAAUGACACCAUCACAGCGGAAGUACUUGGACAUGAUCAUCAAAGCGUGGGGUGAUUGGAUGCUCUUUCAAUCGCUUCUUUCCGUGUUGCGAGCCAUCGGAGACAGACACGGUGGAGUGAGCAUCGCGAAUGUGGCAACGCGAUGGGUUCUUCAGCAUCCCUUCGUCGGGGCCGUUCUUGUUGGUACACGUCUCGGACUCUCAGCACACACGGAAGAUAACCGUCGCGUAUUUUCCUUCAGCCUGACUGGGGAGGACAAGCAACAGAUAGAGGCAAUCCUGGAUCAAUCAAAUGGAAGGAAGCUUAUCACAAUCAUCGGAGACUGUGGUGCAGAGUAUCGUUGAUUGUUUCAUGUUUUUUUUUCCUGCAUCGGUCACCUUCAAUGCUUCUUCAGUCAAUGAAUCACUGUACCGAUAAUUCCGUACUUAUUUGCAUUUAUUUGUGCUACGACAGUUCAUAAAUGUGUUUGCCAGUGCAUUACUAUGUUGUUCUGUUACAGUCUGCUUAAUAAUGAAG
Molecule: messenger RNA, 1174 nt
Organism: Fomitiporia mediterranea MF3/22
Lineage: Eukaryota; Fungi; Basidiomycota; Agaricomycetes; Hymenochaetales; Hymenochaetaceae
Product: Aldo/keto reductase
Exons: 8
Coding region: 1-1002 (333 amino acids)
Molecular function (GO): oxidoreductase activity
Source: RefSeq, a predicted model, not a curated record